AUGCUGCACCAAUUUAAUAUAACUGCCAGAAAAUUUAACAUGUUAAUUUCCCCAAAAAAGACAAGAUGCAUGGUUACAACAGCAAAUUUACUCAGAUGUAAAUUGGAGCUGGAAGGACAGAUAAUAGAACAAGUGAUGGAGUUUAAAAAUCUAAGCAUCACAUUAUUUAGCUUGGGAAAGCUCGAAACCGACGUGGAAGAUCAAGUGAUUAGAGCAAACAGAGCCACAGGCUGCCUAAAUCAAACAAUAUGGAGAAAUAAAAAUAUCGGGAAGUACACGAAAGACAGAAUUUACAAAACAAACAUCAGACCAAUAAUGACAUACGCGGCAGAAACAAGACCUGAUGCAGAGAGGACAAAAAGAAUGUUAGAAAUAGCAGAGAUGAAAACACUUAAAAAAAUUGAUGGUAAGACACUAUGGGACAGAGCUAGAAGUACAGAUAUGCAACGUAGAUGAAAGGUGAAGAACAUCAAGAACUGGGUAAGAAAUAGAAGAGUAGAAUGGAACAAUUAUAUAAGCCGA
Messenger RNA from Diabrotica balteata, 522 nucleotides. The record is from the annotation of a GenBank genome assembly. NCBI's taxonomy places the organism in Eukaryota, Metazoa, Arthropoda, Insecta, Coleoptera, Chrysomelidae.